This is a messenger RNA of Onychomys torridus (southern grasshopper mouse), 1470 nucleotides long. RefSeq names its product poly(A) binding protein cytoplasmic 5 (gene Pabpc5). NCBI's taxonomy places the organism in Eukaryota, Metazoa, Chordata, Mammalia, Rodentia, Cricetidae. Gene Ontology annotation, cellular component: ribonucleoprotein complex. The record is from RefSeq and is a predicted model, not a curated record. The transcript has 2 exons. Gene Ontology annotation, molecular function: RNA binding. The coding region runs from base 255 to 1403 and encodes 382 amino acids.
GUCUAGACUCGCCUCGCGUCAGAGCAGAACUACAGCACGGCUGCCAGUCAAUCCCUCCGGACCUGCGGAUAGCCUCAGACUGCAGAAAUCACCGCGCCUCACUCGCCUCAGCCUCAACAGUGAUCUGAGUCUGCUUUUAGCUUCCCUUCGCCUGCCUUGGUUUGUUUCUGUUCAAGAACAGCUGUUUGGCCCCUAGAUUAGAGAAAGGCGCCACCUCCCCCUCUCCCAAGAGAUCCUCUUCUAAGUGUUCAGAGAUGGGGAGUGGGGAACCUAAUACUGCUGGCAAGAAAAAGAAGUACCUCAAAGCUGCCCUGUAUGUGGGUGACUUGGGCCCUGAUGUCACAGAAGACAUGCUCUAUAAGAAAUUCAGACCUGCUGGCCCUCUACGCUUCACUAGAAUCUGCCGUGACCCGGUGACCCGCAACCCCCUGGGUUAUGGUUAUGUUAACUUCCGCUUUCCUGCAGAUGCUGAGUGGGCCUUGAACACAAUGAAUUUUGAUUUAAUUAAUGGUAAACCAUUUCGCCUCAUGUGGUCACAGCCAGACGACCGCUUAAGAAAGUCUGGAGUUGGAAAUAUAUUCAUCAAAAACUUGGAUAAAUCCAUAGACAAUAGGGCCCUAUUUUAUUUAUUUUCUGCUUUUGGGAACAUUCUUUCCUGUAAAGUCGUGUGUGAUGACAAUGGUUCUAAGGGUUAUGCCUACGUUCAUUUCGAUAGCCUUGCUGCUGCCAAUAGGGCUAUCUGGCACAUGAACGGAGUUCGACUCAACAACCGCCAGGUGUAUGUGGGCCGAUUCAAAUUUCCUGAAGAGAGAGCAGCUGAAGUCAGAACCAGGGAUAGAGCAACCUUUACUAAUGUUUUCGUGAAAAACUUGGGAGAUGACAUGGAUGACGACAAACUAAAGAAACUGUUCAGUGAAUGUGGGCCAACUGAGAGUGUUAAAGUACUAAGAGAUAGCAGUGGGAAAUCGAAAGGCUUUGGAUUUGUAAGAUAUGAGACACAUGAAGCUGCCCAAAAAGCUGUGCUAGACCUGCAUGGUAAGUUAAUAGACGGGAAACCCCUAUAUGUAGGGAGAGCACAGAAGAAAAUUGAACGCUUGGCUGAGUUAAGGCGGAGAUUUGAAAGGCUGAAAUUAAAAGAAAAAAGUAGGCCUCCAGGAGUGCCUAUCUACAUUAAGAACCUGGAUGAGACCAUCGAUGAUGAAACACUGAAGGAAGAAUUUUCUUCAUUUGGAUCUAUUAGUCGAGCCAAAGUGAUGAUGGAAGUGGGACAAGGCAAAGGGUUUGGGGUCGUCUUCUUCUCUUCUUUUGAGGAGGCUACCAAAGCAGUGGAUGAGAUGAAUGGUCGUAUAGUAGGAUCUAAGCCACUGAAUGUCACUCUGGGCCAAGCCAGGCACAGGUGGUGAGCUCUAGCUGUUGGGUACUUAACUUAAGCUCCUUUGUAACACAGGGUGAUUUUCUGCAAAUUCACAG